Gamsiella multidivaricata is the source of this 1560-nucleotide messenger RNA. RefSeq lists its product as uncharacterized. The transcript has 2 exons. The coding region runs from base 1 to 1560 and encodes 519 amino acids. The record is from RefSeq and is a predicted model, not a curated record. NCBI's taxonomy places the organism in Eukaryota, Fungi, Mortierellomycota, Mortierellomycetes, Mortierellales, Mortierellaceae.
AUGACAACCCCGCAGCCGAUGCAGGACCGCCCGCCCACCGACCCGGCCUCGCCUACUUCGUCGGGUCUCAAAGUAGACGUCAACCUCAACACAGAGAACUCGGCCUUCUACAGCGAGCCCAUGUUCGAAGGUACAUCCAAGGCCUCGCCUACUCGGGAAACCACCAUGCCCGAUAUAAAGUCAACGCCUCAGCAGCCCAUUGCGGUCGAUGUAACCACGAACCAGGAUUCGGUCCCUGCAGAGGUCGCCGCAGAAGUUCCCAUCCCGGUGACCCCAGUUCAAUCCUCAGCUAAUCCAGCCAGUCCUGUCAACCCUGUCAGCCCAGCCGGCCCUGUUAACCCUGUUAACCCUGUCAACUCUAUCAGUUUUCUCAACACUGCAAAGCCUGCGAACACUGCCAAUGCAGCCAGCCCUGCCUCGCCCGUUACCAUUUCGGCGCCGCCAACUGUUACCAUGAACAUCACAGCAACGCUUACGGACGACGUCGACUCUGAUGUUGAAAUGAUUGAGGACAAAGAUGGACCAGCCAGUGCCGCGGCAACUCUGUCCAAACCAACUGCACCAGCUGCGCCGGAUGCGGCUCCCAAGGAGAACGGAAUACAGGUUACGGAGGAGCUCCAGAACAAGAUUCUGCACAGAUUGAUUGAGGAGCUCCACACUAAGAACCACGCCCUGAAGGAGAGCUUGAACGAGACAUUGAUGGAGAAGCAGAGCGCGGACGACGAACUCAACCGCACUCGAGGCGCCUAUCAUGAUCUCCACAGACAGUACAUGGAUCUUCAGCAAAAGCUGGCCAAGCGGGACAGGGACUAUGAGGUCAUGUCUAAGAACUACCUGGAACAUGUGCGGAUGAUUCGUGCCACAGACGACGAUCACGGCACCAUCAGGGACCGCCUGACGCAGCUCAAGGCUUCGAUCGAGCAUUUGAUCCGAAAGGCACAAGGAGGGCGCUCUGUGAAUCUCAACAAGGAAGUCGCAGUGGAGCAUUUCAAGAGUUCGGGUCUUCUCGAUGGGUUCCCGGUUCCUGAGGAUAAACUGGAGUCUUACCAUCUGAACCUCUAUAUGGAGUCUGUGGUCAUGCGAACGCUCAUCUCGAAUUUCUUUGACAAACCUCUGAGCUCCAUCUUUGACUACAACAAGGGAUUCAAGGAGAUCUACGACUGGAUGCAUGUGCGUAACGAAAAGUCGGCUGUGCGUUGGAGGCAGCAGCUCUGCAAGAUGUUAGCAGACGACCCCGCCACCAAGACUCGGCAGGAACAGGAGGUGGCGACGACUGCUGAGGAUCUUUCAGGAUUGAUUUCCAAGGUGUAUACAAACGCGAACGAGCAGGCCAAGAUCCGGGAUAUCUGCAACAAGGCAUUCGAGCUCGCAAUAGCCAUGACUGGACUCGAGUCUGUCAUUACUCCUGUGGCGAUUCCGUUGAACACGCCAUUUGAUGAAGAGACUAUGCAGACGUCUCUGAAGAGCAACCCUGAGGGCAAGGUGGCCCUGGUGAUCUUCCCCGCCUUCAAGGACAAGGAGUGUGCAUUUGACGUCAGGCCUAAAGUGUGGUGCUACUGA